Molecule: messenger RNA, 6951 nt
Organism: Nanorana parkeri
Lineage: Eukaryota; Metazoa; Chordata; Amphibia; Anura; Dicroglossidae
Gene: PLXNA4
Product: plexin A4
Exons: 31
Coding region: 1-5676 (1891 amino acids)
Biological process (GO): positive regulation of axonogenesis; semaphorin-plexin signaling pathway involved in axon guidance; negative regulation of cell adhesion
Cellular component (GO): semaphorin receptor complex
Molecular function (GO): protein binding; semaphorin receptor activity
Source: RefSeq, a predicted model, not a curated record
AUGGCAUUUGCAAAAUGGAGCUGGAUUUGUGCAAUCGCCCAUGUCACGUUAUUAGCCACAGUGUCAGCUCUCACCCAAAAAAACCUCCAGAUAAAGAGAAACUUCACCACUUUCUAUGCUGAGCAACCUGACUGGACUUUUAACCACUUAGUGGUUGAUGUCAGGACUGGACAUAUUUACCUUGGAGCUAUUAACAGAAUAUAUAAACUUUCUGAAGACUUGAAGGUCUUGCUGACCCACCAGACAGGACCAGAUGAAGAUAACCCAAAGUGUUACCCACCUAGGAUUGUCCAGCCUUGCAAUGAGCCCUUGGUGUACACCAACAAUGUAAACAAAAUGCUGCUAAUAGACUACAAAGAGAAUAGGUUAAUAGCAUGUGGAAGCCUUUAUCAAGGUAUAUGCAAGCUUCUCAGGCUUGAGGACCUCUUUAAACUCGGUGAACCAUUUCAUAAGAAAGAACACUACCUUUCAGGGGUCAAUGAGAGUGGCUCAGUUUUUGGAGUUAUUGUUUCUAACAACAAUGAUGAUGACAAAUUAUUUAUUGCCACAUCAGUUGAUGGUAAACCAGAAUAUUUUCCUACCAUUUCAAGCAGAAAGCUCACUAGGAAUUCAGAAGCUGAUGGGAUGUUUGCUUAUGUGUUCCAUGAUGAAUUUGUUGCCUCAAUGAUCAAAAUACCUUCAGAUACAUUUAACAUAAUUCCAGACUUUGACAUCUAUUAUAUAUAUGGUUUUAGCAGUGGCAACUAUGUUUACUUCUUGACUCUUCAACCAGAGAUGACCUCUCCACCAGGCUCUACUACAAAGGAACAAGUUUAUACCUCUAAGUUAGUGCGGCUGUGCAAAGAGGACACGGCUUUCAAUUCUUAUGUUGAGGUUCCCAUUGGAUGUGAGAAAAAUGGUGUGGAGUACAGGCUUCUUCAAGCAGCUUAUUUGUCCAAAGCUGGAUUAAUACUUGCAAAGUCUUUGGGAAUCAAACCUGGUGAUGAUAUUUUGUUUACCAUCUUCUCUAAGGGUCAGAAAAGGCGCAUGAAAUCACUGGAUGAAUCUGCCUUAUGUGUGUUUGUUCUCAAGCAGAUUAAUGACCGCAUUAAAGAAAGACUGCAAUCUUGCUACAAGGGAGAAGGUACUCUAGAUCUUGCAUGGUUGAAAGUCAAGGAUGUUCCUUGCGGCAAUGCACUCAUAACAAUUGCUGAUGAUUUCUGUGGUUUGGACAUGAAUGCACCCUUGGGAGUAUCGGAAAUGGUUAGAGGGUACCCUGUCUUCACAGAGGAUCGGGACAGAAUGACUUCCGUCAUCGCCUAUGUCUACAAAAACCAUUCCCUGGCAUUUGUGGGGACCAAGAGUGGCAAGCUCAAAAAGAUACGCGUUGAUGGCCCUAUCACUGGAGCUUUCCAAUAUGAAAUCAUACAAGUGGUGGACUCUGGCCCUAUCUUACGGGAUAUGGCAUUUACAAAGAAUGAAGAGCAGCUUUUUGUUAUGUCUGAGAAGCAGCUAACUCGAGUACCAGUAGAGUCCUGUGGUCAGUAUACCACGUGCAGUGAUUGUCUUGGCUCUGGAGACCCACACUGUGGUUGGUGUGUACUUCAUAACAUUUGUACACGAAAAGAGAGAUGUGAGCGGUCUCAUGAGGCUCGAAGAUUUGCAUCAGAGAUGAAGCAGUGUGUCAGACUGACCGUCCAUCCUAACAAUAUCUCUGUCUCUCAGUACAAUGUGUUGCUAGUGUUAGAGGCUUACAAUGUGCCAGAGCUGUCUGCUGGUGUCAACUGUACAUUUGAAGACCUUUCAGAAAUGGAUGGCCUGGUGGUUGGAAAUCAGAUCCGAUGUAUUUCGCCAGCAGAAAAAGAAGUACCACGUAUUAUCACUGAAAAUGGUGACCAUCACAUUGUCCAGCUGCAACUUAAGUCCAAAGAAACUGGAAUGACUUUUGCCAGCACCAACUUUGUCUUCUACAACUGCAGUGUUCACAACUCGUGCCUCUCUUGUGUUGAGAGUCCAUAUCAAUGUCACUGGUGUAAAUACAGACACGUGUGUACCCAUGAUCCACAGACAUGUUCUUUCCAGGAAGGAAGAGUCAAGAUACCAGAGGAAUGUCCACAACUUUUACAAACUGAAAAGAUCCUGAUUCCCGUUGAUGUUGUUAAACCCAUCACAUUAAAAGCAAAGAAUUUACCCCAGCCCCAAUCAGGCCAGAAAGGCUAUGAGUGCAUCCUGAAUAUCCAGGGCAAUGAGCAAAGGGUGCCAGCUUUAAGGUUCAACAGCUCCAGUGUUCAGUGUCAAAACACCUCUUAUAACUACGAAGGGAUGGAGAUUGACAGCCUCCCAGUGGAACUGACUGUGGUAUGGAACGGGGAUUUCAGCAUUGACAAUCCAGCUCUGAACAAAGUUCACCUGUACAAGUGUGGUGCCAAGAGACCAAGCUGUGGCCUGUGCUUGAAGGCUGAUCCUGAUUUUGAAUGUGGUUGGUGUGUUGGAGAAGGCAAGUGUACACUCAAGCAGCAUUGCUUACUAGCAGAAACUUCUUGGCUUGAGCUAUCAGGAACCCAUGCAAAGUGUGCAAAUCCGAGAAUAACACAGAUUAUUCCUGUAACUGGUCCCCGUGAAGGAGGCACAAAAGUAACCAUUCGGGGAGAAAAUUUGGGCCUUGAGUUUUGGGAAAUAGAAAAUGAUGUCAAAGUGGCAGAAGUCAAGUGUACUCCUUUGAUUGAGGAAUAUAUUCCUGCAGAACAAAUUGUAUGUGAAAUAGGGGAUGCCAAGCCAAGCCAGCACGCUGGAUUUGUGGAUGUCUGUGUGGGAGACUGCAGACCUCGUUUUAUGGCCAGAUCUUCCCUGCUCUACUACUUUGUUACAUUGGCUUUGUCAAAAUUAGAGCCCACCCAAGGACCCGUCUCAGGAGGGACACAAGUGACCAUCACCGGAACAAACUUAAGUGCAGGAAGUAGCGUGAAAGUAAUGUUUGGUGGACAGCCGUGCAUUUUUGACAGGAGAACAGCAAAUGAGAUAUUCUGUAACACCACAGCUUCUCUUGAAGGCUUAGAAAAGGUGAAAGUGACUGUUCAGAUUGACAAAUCUAAAAUUCCUCAGGAGUUAGCAUUUGAGUAUGUGGAAGAUCCUAGAAUUAUGAAACUUGAACCAGAGUGGAGCAUUUUCAGUGGGAAUACUCCUAUAUCAGUGUGGGGAAUGAACCUGGAUAUUAUUAGAAAUCCUCGAAUAAGAGCCAAGCUUAAUGGAAAAGAACACAUUAAUAAUUGUACAGUAUUGAACUCAACUGAGAUGAUAUGCCAAGCUCCAGCUGUGGCCAUUAAUUCCAACAGCCAAGGUGAAGGCACUGAGCGACCUGAGGAAUUUGGAUUCAUUCUAGACAAUGUUCAGUCACUGCUGGUCCUCAACAAGACCAACUUUACAUAUUAUCCAGAUCCAGUGUUUGAGUCAUUCAGCCCUUCUGGUAUCUUGGAGCUGAAACCUGGAAGUCCCAUAAUAUUAAAGGGUAAGAACUUGAUUCCACCAGUAGCAGGAGGUAAUAUGAAGCUGAAGUAUUCCAUGUACAUUGGUGAGAAGCCAUGCACAGUCACUGUUUCCGAUGUACAGUUACUAUGCGAGUCCCCAAACUUAACUGGUCGACACAAAGUACUGGCUCGAGUUGGUGGAAUGGAAUUCUCCCCUGGCAUGGUUUAUAUAACACCCGAUAGCCCACUUAGUGUACCAGCUAUCGUCAGCAUUGCUGCAGCAGGAGGACUGUUGAUCAUUUUUAUUGUGGCUGUGCUUAUAGCAUAUAAACGCAAAUCAAGGGAAAGUGACUUAACACUAAAAAGAUUGCAGAUGCAAAUGGACAACUUGGAAUCACGGGUGGCCUUGGAAUGCAAAGAAGCAUUUGCUGAGCUUCAGACAGAUAUCCAUGAGCUGACAAGUGAUCUAGAUGGAGCUGGUAUUCCUUUUUUGGAUUAUCGUACAUACACCAUGAGGGUGUUGUUUCCUGGCAUUGAAGACCACCCAGUACUGAGGGACUUGGAGGUUCCCGGCUACAGACAGGAGCGUGUAGAGAAAGGUCUCAAGUUGUUUGCACAGCAAAUUAACAAUAAAGUGUUCCUCCUCUCCUUUAUACGGACACUUGAGUCCCAACGCAGCUUUUCCAUGCGUGAUAGAGGCAAUGUGGCUUCCCUCAUUAUGACAGUCUUGCAGAGCAAGUUAGAAUAUGCCACAGAUGUGCUGAAGCAACUACUGUCUGAUCUCAUUGAUAAAAACCUCGAAAGCAAAAAUCACCCCAAACUGUUACUAAGAAGAACAGAAUCUGUGGCUGAGAAGAUGCUGACCAACUGGUUUACAUUCUUGUUGUACAAGUUCCUUAAGGAGUGUGCUGGAGAGCCCUUGUUUUCUCUGUUCUGUGCUAUUAAGCAGCAAAUGGAAAAAGGCCCCAUUGAUUCGAUCACAGGAGAAGCCCGUUAUUCACUGAGUGAAGACAAGCUUAUCAGACAACAGAUUGACUACAAGACUCUGGUUCUUAACUGUGUUAAUCCUGAUAAUGUGAACAGCCCCAUGAUUCCUGUAAAAAUCCUCAACUGUGACACAAUUACUCAAGUUAAGGAGAAGAUCUUGGAUACCAUUUUUAAGAACCUGCCUUGCUCCCUUCGACCAAAGGCAGCAGACAUGGAUUUAGAAUGGAGACAAGCAAGUGGAGCACGGAUGAUUCUGCAGGAUGAAGAUAUUACAACAAAGAUAGAGAAUGACUGGAAGAGGCUCAAUGUUAUAGCACACUAUCAGGUUCCAGAUGGUGCAGUGGUAGCACUCGUGUCUAAGCAAGUAACAGAAUACAAUGCAGUCAAUAACUCUACGGUAUCCAGGACGUCCGCCAGCAGAUAUGAGAAUAUGAUCAAAUACACUGGAAGUCCAGACAGUCUGCGUUCUCGCACUCCAAUGAUAACACCAGAUUUGGAGAGUGGAGUCAAAGUGUGGCAUUUAGUGAAGAACCAUGAACAUGGAGACCAGAAAGAAGGAGACAGAGGAAGUAAAAUGGUGUCAGAAAUCUAUUUAACAAGAUUGCUAGCUACUAAGGGCACCUUACAGAAAUUUGUAGAUGACUUGUUUGAGACUAUAUUCAGCACAGCACAUCGGGGUAGUGCUCUUCCCUUAGCCAUCAAAUAUAUGUUUGAUUUCCUGGAUGAGCAAGCAGACAAGCACAAUAUCCAUGAUCCCCAUGUUCGACACACCUGGAAAAGCAACUGCUUACCGUUGAGGUUCUGGGUGAAUGUUAUCAAAAAUCCUCAAUUUGUGUUUGACAUCCACAAGAACAGCAUUACAGAUGCUUGCCUUUCUGUGGUGGCUCAGACAUUUAUGGAUUCAUGCUCAACAUCAGAGCACCGCUUAGGCAAAGAUUCACCUUCAAACAAGCUUCUCUAUGCCAAGGACAUCCCAAGUUAUAAAAACUGGGUAGAAAGAUACUAUUCAGACAUUGCCAAAAUGCCAGCUAUAAGUGACCAAGACAUGAAUGCUUAUUUGGCGGAACAGUCUCGGAUGCACAUGAAUGAAUUUAACACGAUGAGCGCGCUCUCAGAGAUCUACUCAUACGUGGGAAAGUAUAGUGAAGAGAUUUUAACAGCUUUAGAUCAAGAUGACCAAGCUGGAAAACAAAAACUUGCCUACAAAUUAGAACAAGUCAUUACACUGAUGAGUAUAGACAGCUGAAAACUGUCCUUCCAGGUUACCCUGGAAGGGAUAAACCAAGCCGUGCCUCAGUCAAGAUUGUCAUCUUUACCAAGUGCAAGUUCCGAUUGGCUGGAUGCAGGGUCUUCUGCUUCUGCUUCUUCCUUCUAUGAACCUCAUGGAUACAUUAUAUUGUCCCUUGGAUUAAGGAAGGACAUAUAAUGUGGACAACUUUGGGAAUCAAAAACAUUCUAGCUAAGACCUCUGCUUGCAGACAAAUGGUCACAUUAUCCGUAUCAGUAUGGGAAACUUUAAGGUCCUAAGUGCUGUGCUGCUUGUAGCUCCUCUCCUUGCCAUGAAUUGCUAUGGAUGGAACAUGAACCUAGUAUUAAGGAUUUUGACAGAUAAUAUAAAAUAAAAAAAAAACCUUCUUCAGCAGAAGUUGGCAUGAUUGAGAUCCCAACAAAAUGACUUGAAAGAUGUCUUCAUGGAAGCCUUCCAAGAUGGAACAUGAAAAUUAAAUAUGCGAAAAUCCUUCUUUAAUCUCCAAGAGGCCAUAAGAAGAAAGAAGUUUUCUUUCUUUUUUUAGAUCCAUAUUUUUUUCUCUCUUGGAAAUGACAAUUAGCUCUUGCUCUCUAAUGCUAUAGUUUAGCUUUGUCUCCAUGUCCCCAAGGAUCUUACAUAUUUUGAUAAAACAUAGAAACAGUACUAUAUUACUUAUAUAGUUUUCCAUGUACAUAGCUAUGGUUUCAGAUAUUAUACAGAAGUUUUUAAUUUUAGGAUCCAGUAUUCAUGUUACAGCACACAGAGCAGUGAUCGCAUCACAAAAGCUUUAGUUUGUCCUUAAACAAGCACCACUUUAGACUCAGUUUUCCAUUUUAUAUUGUAUACUUUGAAUUUGGCCUGACCAUUUCCUAGGAUGGUUCUGCCAAUUAAAUAUCCUGCCUUCUUAAAUGCCAGUGAUUUGUUUCUUCAGUGGCAGACAGUGAACCAAGAGUAAAUGUGUUAGUGCAAACCACAAUUUAUUAAUUUAUAAUUAUGUAAAUAUGAGAUUGUUGAAGUUUGUUUUAAGAAAUAAUUUUGUACAUCAAACAUUGAUUGUACUAUCUAGCACAAUGCAUCAAAAACAUCAAAAAGUCCAUCAUAUACCAGGGAGAAAAUCUGUAAUUCAUAUAACAGGGACGACCACCAUUAAUUUUAUUUAUUCAGCCUUGGAAGGAUUACACACGUUCUGAAGGCUUGGAGUAUAAACAUUUUGACUGCCAUUUGGAUUAGCACAAAUUUUGAUAUUCAUGCAAAAAAAUAAAUAAAAAUAAA